Plutella xylostella (diamondback moth) is the source of this 1153-nucleotide messenger RNA. It is a transcript of the gene AlkB, whose product is annotated as alpha-ketoglutarate-dependent dioxygenase AlkB. The record is from RefSeq and is a predicted model, not a curated record. Gene Ontology annotation, cellular component: cytoplasm; nucleus. NCBI's taxonomy places the organism in Eukaryota, Metazoa, Arthropoda, Insecta, Lepidoptera, Plutellidae. Gene Ontology annotation, biological process: oxidative RNA demethylation. Gene Ontology annotation, molecular function: oxidative RNA demethylase activity; ferrous iron binding; broad specificity oxidative DNA demethylase activity.
AAAUUUCAGAAAAUUUUCAAUUUUGUGGGAAUUUUGUUUUGUCUUGGCUUGGUCCAAUGCCUGAAAAAUACAAUAAAUAACCUUUAAACUGUAUAUGAAAUGAUGGAAAUGCCAUUAGAAAACAACAACAAUGAUGCUUUUAGGAGCAAGUUUAAAUAUUAUAAAUCGAAGAAACCGAAACCCUCACUCAGCGAAGUACUAAUACUAAACGACGAUGGGAAUAACGUUGACACGGUUAGCUUUAUCCCUAAAGAGGUCGCAGAAGAUAAAAGGGCAGCCGCACUGGGCCUCUCAUCCACACUCACGUGGAAAGUGUAUUCUUUUAAACAACACCCGGGCCUCCUGAUGAUAAGGAACCCCUUCACCCCACUAGGCCAAAGAUACUGGUCCAGAAGAUGCUUAGAAGAAUACCCUAAGAAACCAAACAAAAGAAAUAUAGAUAUUGAAGUGGAUGUGCAAGACUGGUGGUCAGAGUGCUUCAAGCUACAAGAGUGUGAUAAAAUACUGCAAAAGAAAUUAAGAUGGACAACCCUGGGUUACCACCACAACUGGGACACAAAAGUAUACACAGAUGAGAACAGAUCACCGUUUCCUGAAGACUUGUCGGAGCUGAGCGACGUUGUGGCUGGCUACCUCGGCUUCAGUGGCUACCAGGCGCAGGCUGCCAUUGUCAACUACUACCACAUGGACUCCACUCUGUCUCCACACACGGACCACUCUGAAGUCAACUUACAAGCCCCCCUGCUGUCCUUUAGUUUUGGCCAGUCUGCAAUAUUUUUAAUCGGUGGGACGGACAAAUCUGUUGAUCCAACUGCCAUCCUGCUCAACAGUGGGGAUAUCCUAGUGAUGUCAGAGCAAGCCAGGCUGUGCUACCAUGCAGUACCCAAGAUAUUACCAGCCUCAAAUAUACCUUGGAACCAUACUGAGGAAGUAAAUCUAAAACACAGUUUGGAUGCAAAAUUCAAGUAUAUUACCAAUGUUAAUCAAAUUGUUACAGAAAUGAAUAGAAAUUUAGAUUCAACCCAAUGGAAUAGAUUUAAUAAUUAUAUUUCCGAAUCAAGAAUAAAUAUGAAUGUAAGACAAGUCUUAAAAGGCAGACAAAAUACAUUAAAAGAUUUGGUUGAUGAUACCUGAAAUAAAUUGUUACUAAACA